Molecule: messenger RNA, 1131 nt
Organism: Giardia duodenalis
Lineage: Eukaryota; Fornicata; Diplomonadida; Hexamitidae
Exons: 1
Coding region: 1-1131 (376 amino acids)
Source: RefSeq, a predicted model, not a curated record
AUGGCUGAAUUUACGGAGAUAAUGGAUCUGCAACGUUGCGUUGAGGCAUUUGGCAACGAGUUGGCCUCACCAAUAAAUCCUCUCACCUUCAAAAGCUUUCAAGGAGCCUUGCUUCUUAGUUAUGCGUUUACUUGCUCGGCCAAUUUCAUUCCAGCUUGUACUCCUUCCCAGGGGGAAUGCUCUCUGCCCUGGGCUGUUGUUAUGCUGUUUUAUAGCUGUGUCGAGACAUCCACUAUGUACUUAAACCGUGUACACAGCUUCUUUAUCCAAUACUUUCGAGACACUCGGGCCUUUUACGAGCUUGACAUUAAGCAUGAUCCCUCGAUCUAUUUACAGUUUACAAACAUAUACCGAGGCGCCCGUGAAUCCAAAUAUCUCACAGAGUUGCAUCGGUAUAUAGAAGCCAUUCAAGAGGACGAGGCGUGGAAUGACCUUUUGUUUCAAAUAUCAUACACACCGUCCACGUCAAUCCCCUGCUGCUACUUUGUUUUUGCUCUAGGCUGUCUUUGGGAAUCCAUAGCCGUUAAUGUGCACACCAUUCUUCCGUUUUCAAAUAUGAAAGUAAUCGAUCUCAGGGUACACGGAGAACGGGAUCUGUUAUUGGCCAAGAGUAUGCUUCAGACACCACCAGGCGGACUCCAGGAAGACUUCGCGUACGGGCAAGAAGAACCAUACAACCCCCUAUUGCAAGCAUGCCCCCUCCUGUUCUUGAAGGAGGGUGACGUAAAAACUCCACGCAUCAUUCAAUUACUCACCGUAGUGCUCAAAAUGAUUAACCAGUUCGCACCUGCCCUGAGCCUUCAUCGCAGAAUAAACCGGUGUAUCUUCAGACUAAGCUCCCUCAAGAAAUUUCUACACGACAGCUAUGAGCUAUGCAUAAGCGAUACUUUUAGGCGCAAAAUGGAAGUAAAGUUCGGCCUCUGUAUCAACGCGGUGGAAAGCAGGAAUCAAAAGAGAUCAAAGUCUAAUCGUCACAAUGCAACAACCCACAAGUGGAUAGGCAGUGCUCUCAAGACAGACAUAUACAAGAACCACUUGGAGUACCUCCCAGAGCUAGAGCGAUUCAUUACUGAUGAUUCGUGCGGACCUGCCUCGGUGCCGUCAAAUCUCAGUUAUAGCGAAGAAACAUGA